Messenger RNA from Ostreobium quekettii, 756 nucleotides. NCBI's taxonomy places the organism in Eukaryota, Viridiplantae, Chlorophyta, Ulvophyceae, Bryopsidales, Ostreobiaceae. The record is from the annotation of a GenBank genome assembly.
AUGGCCUCCUCCGCCACCGCCAAGGCCUUCCUGGGAUCGGCCAUCAAGGCGCCCACCGCCGGCCAGGGCGGCAGGCAGGUCACCCGGGCGGCCAUCGAGUUCUACGGCCCCAACCGCGCUAAGUGGCUCGGGCCCUUCUCCGAUGGCGCCACACCCCCGUACCUCACCGGCGAGUUCCCCGGCGACUACGGCUGGGACUCCGCCGGCCUGUCCGCCGACCCCCAGACCUUCGCCUCCUACCGCGAGGCGGAGCUCAUCCACGCCCGCUGGGCCAUGCUGGGCACCCUGGGCUGCCUGACCCCGGAGCUGCUGUCCAAGUACGGCGGCGUGGAGUUCGGCGAGGCCACGUGGUUCAAGGCCGGUGCGCAGAUCUUCAGCGAGGGCGGCCUGGACUACCUGGGCAACGACACCCUCAUCCACGCGCAGUCCGCCAUCGCCGUGCUGCUGUGCCAGAUUGUCCUGAUGGGUGGCGCCGAGGCCUACCGCGUGAACGGCGGCCCCCUGGGGGAGGGCCUGGACGCCCUGUACCCCGGAGAGACCUUCGACCCCCUGGGCCUGGCCGACGACCCCGAGACCUUCGCGGAGCUCAAGGUGAAGGAGAUCAAGAACGGGAGGCUGGCCAUGUUCUCCAUGUUCGGCUACUACGUGCAGGCCAUCGCCACCGGCAAGGGCCCAGUGGAGAACUGGGCGGAGCACAUCGCCGACCCGUUCGGCGUCAAUGGCUUCAACAUCUCCACCAAGUUCACACCACAGUAA